AUGCCGAAACAGGACAAAGGCAAAGCGCCUCAGCGCGAUGCGCCCGAAGAUGUCGGCGCCCAGGACAGCAAGGGCUCCUCCGGCACGAAAAAGCUCCCGCCCAAGCUGAUUGAGUCGCUCCUGGAAUCGAACCCUGCAUUGAAGAAUGAACUCGCCCAGAUGGACACCAACUCCGCCGCCGCGGCCCUCUCCAACCUUGAUCUUAACCAAAUGUUGACCGGGCUUGCAAUCGGUGGAAAGAACCAGAAGGAUAUGGCCUCGUACAAGUUCUGGCAGACACAGCCUGUGCCUAGCUUUGAAGACCACCGGGGCAAGAAGCCUGUUACCCAGGGGCCUAUUAAGAUUAUCAAACCGGAGGAGGUGCCCCAGACACCUGACCAGCUGGUUGAGGGCUUUGAGUGGUGCACUCUUGACUUGACGGACGACAAUGAGCUGCGGGAGCUCUAUGAGCUGCUGAACAACCAUUAUGUGGAAGAUGAUAACGCCAUGUUCCGAUUCAGCUACUCGCAGUCGUUUUUGCACUGGGCCCUGAUGUCUCCUGGAUGGAAAAAGGAAUGGCACGUCGGUGUGCGUGCUACGAAGUCGCGCAAGCUAGUUGCCUCGAUUUGCGGUGUCCCCACGGAGCUCCGAGUCCGCGGCGAGCGAAUCAAGGUGACCGAGAUCAACUUCCUCUGUAUCCACAAAAAGCUGCGCUCCAAGCGCCUGACCCCGGUCUUGAUCAAGGAGAUCACCCGUCGCUGCUACCUCAAUGGCAUCUACCAGGCUAUCUACACGGGCGGUGUGAUCUUGCCUACCCCCGUCAGCUCGUGCCGCUACUACCACCGUGCGCUAGACUGGCUGAAGCUGUAUGAAGUCGGCUUCUCGCCCCUUCCUCACGGCUCUACCAAGGCGCGCCAGAUCACUCGGAACCACCUUCCUAGCACCACCUCGACUCCCGGCCUGCGGGCGAUGGAGGUAAAGGAUAUUGAUGCAGUUCAUGAUCUUUUGGAACGGUAUUCGCUCCGGUUUGACAUGAACCAGGCAUUCACUCGCGAGGAGAUCGAGCACUGGCUGGUGUACAAGGAGCAGCCAGGUAAGGAGCAGGUUGUCUGGUCGUACGUGGUCGAAGACCCCGAGACUCAUAAGAUCACCGAUUUCGUCUCGUUCUACAACCUUGAAUCCACCGUCAUUGAUCACCCGAAGCACGAGGCUGUGCGCGCUGCGUACCUUUACUACUACGCAACCGAAACCGCGUUCACCGGGAAGCAGGCCGCGCUCAAGGAGCGCCUGCUGAUGUUGAUGAACGAUGCUCUCAUCUGCGCAAAGCAGGCCAAGUUCGAUGUUUUCAACGCUCUCACGCUCCACGACAACCCUCUGUUCCUUGAACAGCUCAAGUUCGGCGCCGGCGAUGGCCAGCUCCACUUCUACCUUUACAACUACCGUUGUGCACCUGUCGCAGGUGGCAUCAACGACAAGAACCUGCCCGAUGAGAAGAAGAUGGGAGGCGUUGGUAUCGUCAUGCUCUAG
Molecule: messenger RNA, 1506 nt
Organism: Penicillium cinerascens
Lineage: Eukaryota; Fungi; Ascomycota; Eurotiomycetes; Eurotiales; Aspergillaceae
Product: glycylpeptide N-tetradecanoyltransferase swoF
Exons: 4
Coding region: 1-1506 (501 amino acids)
Biological process (GO): N-terminal peptidyl-glycine N-myristoylation
Cellular component (GO): cytoplasm
Molecular function (GO): glycylpeptide N-tetradecanoyltransferase activity
Source: RefSeq, a predicted model, not a curated record